Messenger RNA from Vicia villosa (hairy vetch), 2061 nucleotides. Its product is annotated as transcription termination factor MTERF5, chloroplastic. Gene Ontology annotation, biological process: regulation of DNA-templated transcription. The record is from RefSeq and is a predicted model, not a curated record. The transcript is spliced from 4 exons. Gene Ontology annotation, molecular function: double-stranded DNA binding. Bases 170 to 1684 code for a protein of 504 amino acids. NCBI's taxonomy places the organism in Eukaryota, Viridiplantae, Streptophyta, Magnoliopsida, Fabales, Fabaceae.
UUAAUUGAAAGAAAUACAGAAGCUAGGAGUACUAGUUCACUGUUCAGAGUCGAGACAAGAAAAUCCAGUAGUAGCCAAACUUGUGCGCAACUGGAACCGUCAUAACCACCGUCAAAGCCAAGCUCCGCCGUUCCUCUCACCGGAUAACUCACCAGCACCACCCGUUGCUAUGUUUCUUGUAUCUUUUACUUGCAGUAAUAUUCCUCAAACACUGCAAUUCUCAAAACCCUCAAAGAUGAAAACUUUCUCCUCAAUUCAACCACCCCAUCAUUUCCAUUCCACAUCGUUUUUCUCUUCCACUCCCAGGACUCAAGUUUCUUUUUCUGGAAGGGUCUUCUUUUGUCAGGCAAAAUCUGGAACAAACGAGUUGUUAAACGUAAAAUUGUUGUCUCCAACCCUAUUAGUAGCAGAAAAAGAAGAAGCCAAAGCUGUAUUGACCUUGUUUUUGAAGAAACAAGGGUUGAGCAAUGCGAAGGCGACAAAAACCAUUAACAGAUCAGAUCCUUUUAUUGAUCACCUUAUCUCAAAGCUUCACUCGAAGCACAAAACUUGGUACCUUUCAGGGAGAGAACUUACAACUCUUGAAAUCAGGGAUGUACUUAUCUCUUAUCUUGAAACGCUUUUCGAAGAGCACGGACAUAUGCUAGUGGAUAUAGUGGAAAGCUAUCCAAACCCACCAGUUAAGGUUAAAUCAGCCGUACCGACUCCCCUUCCUAAUCCUAGUCUGGCGGUAGAGUCCAAGAAACUUAAAGUCGUGUCUCAAGUGAGUGGGCUAGACCCUGCUACGGGAAAUCUUCGUCCUCAUGUUGUUUAUCUCAUGCAACUCGGAAUGGAAAUUGACCAGAUUAGGACUAUUAUACGGAAGUUCCCAGCUUUCGCAAACUAUAGCUUGGAUGGUAAAAUUAAGCCGGUGGUCGAGUUUUUUCUUGAACUGGGAGUGCCACAAGAAAAAAUUCUUAUUAUCCUCAUGAAAAGGCCUCAGUUAUGUGGAAUCAGUCUAUCUGAAAAUCUUAAGCCGACAAUGAAAUUCUUCGAAACUUUGGGUGUUGACAAGAAGGAAUGGGCGAAGGUGAUCUACCGCUCCCCGGCCUUGCUAACUUAUAGCAGGCAGAAGAUUAAGGAAAGUAUAGAUUUUCUCCUUGAAUUAGGCAUCUCAGAAGAGAGCAUUGGUAAGAUCUUAACUCGCUGCCCUAGUAUUGUUAGUUACAGUGUAGAGGACAAUCUCCGGCCAAAAGUAAAAUACUUUCAUUCCUUGGGGGUUGAUGUUGGCCUUCUUCUAUUCAAGUGUCCACAAAAUUUUGGUCUUAGUAUUGAGGCUAAUAUAAAGCCCGUAACCGAAUUUUUCUUGGAGAGGGGAUACUCUUUGGAAGAAAUUGGGACUAUGAUUUCGAGAUAUGGAGCAUUGUACACUUUCAGCUUGACCGGUAAUUUGAUGCCAAAAUGGGAUUUCUUUUUGACUAUGGAUUACCCUAAAUCUGAGCUGGUUAAAUUCCCUCACUUUUUUGGAUACAGUUUAGAAAAAAGGAUUAAACCGAGAUAUGCGAGAUAUGCACUCCUGAAAAGUUAUGGGGUGAAAUUAUUGCUGAAUCAGGUUCUUUCACUAUCAAGCAGUAAGUUUGAAGAGGUUAUUAAAAAGAAAAUGAAGAAACUGCAAAAUGAAAAAAAUGAAGAGACUGUAAAAUGAAGAAAAUGAAGGUUGUUCAAUCAGAUAACUAUAAUUGAGACUUUCAGGCGAUGUUUCAGGUCAGAAGAUUGUCAUGACUGCUUUGUUUUAUGGAUCAACGACAUUACAAAUUACAACUUUUAAUUCAUAUAUGAAGCGAAAAGUUGUAGUUACAACUGGAACAUGCCAUUACAAAUUACAACUUCGGAACAUGCUAGCACCUGCAAUCAAUUAUGUUUUGCAGGGUUUCGGCACGAAUAACACUAGUCAGCUCUACUUACAAGUUGUUAUGGUAUAUGUGAUUGUGUUGAGUUAUAUAGUAAUUAGAGUAUUUCUUGUGUACUUUGUAAAAAAGGUCAUUAGAGUCUUCAAAAUGCAUUAGUUGUGUUUGCAAGAAA